UGCCUGUCUAUUUCAGAACUCGUAUCACAAAGACGGCCAUAUUUUGGGACGAGACUUUCUAAGCUGGAAGCGACAAACGGAGUAUUUUAGCAAUCACGAUGAAUCCGUGCAGGUGAUCUAGCAGAACAAUUUAUUAUCUACUAGUUAUUUCAAACGUCCGCCGCCGCGUCAAGCAGGCAGACAUUUUUCUUUUAUUGUUUUCAAAAUGGCGGGGCUGAAGAUUUGGCGAGAACUGUUUUUCGCGAGUGUUUUGCUCUGUUGUGUGUUCCGAGAAGGCGGCCGUGUUUUCUGUCAGCACGCUAAAACGCGGAUCACUGAUCACGCUGCGCUGGCGCAUCACGGAAAAUGCGAAGCGAUUACUAUUCCGCUUUGCAAAGACAUCCAGUAUAACGAAACCAUCAUGCCGAAUUUGCUUAAUCACCAAAAACAAGACGAUGCGGGGUUGGAAGUGCAUCAGUUCUUUCCACUGGUUAAAGUUCAGUGUAGCAGUCAGUUGAAAUUCUUUUUGUGCACAAUGUACGUUCCCGUGUGUACGGUUUUGGAAGACGCUAUCCCGCCGUGUCGAUCGCUCUGCAUCCAGGCUAGGAACGGAUGCGAGAGUCUGAUGAACAAGUUUGGAUUUCAGUGGCCGGAUAGUUUGGAGUGUGAGAAAUUCCCAAUAAAAGGUUUGUGUGUGGGAGAAAAUAACACGGAACCGGCGGAAACUACCCAGAAGACACCAAUGAGACCGGGACACGGUUUCAAGCCCCAACGCCCGGGAGUGAUGGAUCAAGGAAGUCACUGGGACAUCAACAACCUGAUCCCGGGUUUCAACUACAGCCACACCAACGUCUACAACAGCAAGGUUUACGGCUUCCACUGCCCCGACGAGCUGAAGGUACCGAAGGGAUUCGACUACCGCCUCAAGGUCGGGAAGCAGUUGGAACGGGAUUGCGGGGCUCCCUGCUACAAUAUGUUUUUCAACCACGACAAACGCGUCUUCGCUCGGUGGUGGAUCGGGAUUUGGUCGUGUAUCUGUCUCGCGUCUACCCUUUUCACCGUCCUGACUUUCCUCAUAGACAUGCAGCGAUUCCGGUACCCGGAGAGGCCGAUAAUUUUCCUGUCUGGAUGUUACUUCAUGGUUGCUUUGGCUUACGUCGUAGGGUUUGCUCUCAAGGACAAAGUUUCCUGCAAUGAACCGUUCGAUCCCCCAACCAAAGGAUUGAUGAAGACUAUGGAACCGAUAAUCACCCAGGGAACCAAGAAGGAAGGCUGCACCAUCCUCUUCAUGAUGCUCUACUUCUUCAGCAUGGCCAGCUCCAUCUGGUGGGUGAUUCUCACACUAACGUGGUUCCUCGCAGCAGGUAUGAAGUGGGGUCACGAAGCCAUUGAGGCGAAUUCUCAAUACUUCCAUCUCGCCUCGUGGGCUGUCCCCGCCAUCAAGACCAUCGCGAUCCUGGCCAUGGGGCAGGUCGAUGGGGAUGUUCUCAGCGGGGUCUGUUUCACGGGAAUCUUCGAUGUCGACGCUCUCCGGGGUUUCGUGUUGGCCCCCCUCGUCGUGUAUCUCAUCAUCGGGACAUCCUUCCUGCUGGCCGGUUUCGUUUCCUUGUUCCGCAUCCGUACCAUCAUGAAGAGCGAUGGGACGAAGACGGACAAACUAGAAAAACUGAUGGUCCGGAUCGGCAUUUUCUCCGUUCUGUACACGGUGCCGGCGACCAUCGUUAUAGCGUGUUACUUCUACGAACAAUCGUUUCGAGGCCAGUGGAUUAUCACGUGGCACGAGACGCUGUGUAAGAACAACUACAUCAUGACAUGUCCACACCCGGACACCGUAAAGACCAAACCGUGGCCAGACUUCAACGUGUUUAUGAUCAAAUACCUCAUGACUGUCAUCGUCGGAAUCACAUCCGGAGUGUGGAUCUGGACUGGAAAGACCUUCCUGUCGUGGAAACAGUUUUACUGCAGGAUUUUCUCGCAUCGCCAGAACGAAAGUGUUGUGUGAAAGAAAUGUACAUAUACAUACAUAAAAACUGCAAAAGGAAAUGUUUUUAUAAGUUCUGAAAAUUAGUCCUAUGGGUUGGAAAUCGGAAAGGGGGGGUUGAGGAAUGUGGGUACUGCCAUCCAUACACACCCAACUGAUGAAGAAUGUAUCUGAAAAAUGAGAUCUAGGGGUCAGAAAUCAAAAGGGGUGAAAACAGGUGGGUACUGCCAUCCAUCCAUACACGUCCAACUGAUGAUGAAUAUGCAGUGGUGCUUCCCCCCCACCCCACCCCGUCCAUCAAAGGAGAAAGAAUGCAUAGCUGGCAUCUUGGGGUGCCUAUGUGAUUUUUGGAUUUUCUGUCUAUUUUAAUCUCAAGACGUCCACAAGAACCAACAGAUGGAUUAACUACGUGUUCUUGCAAAGGAUCAUGGGACUAAGAGCAUGAAAACUAGGAAAGAAGUUCCAUAACGGUGGAAUUGACGACGAGGAAUUAGAACCACACAUGGUGUUGAGGUAUUGUGUGUGAGUGGAAUUGGCAUUGUUGCUAUGGUUACCAGUGGUAUCUCGGUAGCAUCUAUACACUAAAAUAGGUUUGUGUGCUAAAAAAAUAAAUAAUAAUUUGUGAUACCCAUGUCUUGCUGGAUGUGUUUGCAGGUUCAAAAUGGUGCCAUUCUGUGAAAUAUGACCAUUAUUUUGUGAAAUCUACAACACUGUUUAUUUCCUGAAAUGUAUGACACUUUUUAUUUUGUGAAAUGUACAACACUGUAUAUAAAACAACAAUAUGAAAUGUGUUUACACUGGAUUUUUUUUUCUUUUUUUUUUUUCUGUGUAAUUUGGAGUAUUUAUUAUUCCGUUCAGCCCUUGAGCUGGGCAAACAAUGAUAGAAGACAAAAACACGUGUUUUGAACAAAUAAACAGUAUUUAUGAUUUUAAUAUGUUGCCAUAGAAACAAACCAAAGUUUUUAAACUUGCCUACUCGAAGCUGUGAUCACGGUAUUUUGGUUAUGGCUGGACUUCCCUUGCAACUUGUACUGUUUUAAAUGGCCAAUUUAGAUCCCUUUUUUUUUUUUUUGCUUUUUUUUUUUUUUUUUAGUUCCACAUUCCCAGGCUUUAUGCCAAAAAUUAAUUUGUGGGUACAUAGUAAUAAAAACAAAACCAAAACCGACCAUAAGUCCCCUUCCCCCCCCCCCCCCCCCCAAACUAGGUGGUUAUUGGUUUAAAUGUUUGAAAUUGGUCACUGCAUCUCGUGUACAAUGAUAUAUUUCAAACAGGAUUUCCACGACUAACUCUGCUACUCGCCAAAUUUGCCAACUGCUUAUUUUAAACACAACUGAUGAAUUUUAUUUUAAUUUGUCAAAAAAAUUGCAUGUAAUAAUUGGUAUAAUUUAUUUUCUUGAAAAUAUUUGUGGGUUUCUGUUAUAUUUGGCAUGUAAUAGAUAAUUUGGCAAAACUUUCUACAUUGUCCGAGCUAGCCCUGAUUUCUCUUACUAUCAACUGUUUUUGAAAAAUCCACUUAUUUCAAAGAUUUUAGGCAGUGUUUCUGCCAGAAAGAAAUUUUUAGGUAUGGUGCUAUGUUAUUGAAUGCAACCACAGUCAACAGUGGGUAUGGAGGGUUAGGCUUAAGAAAAUCAUACAGUAAUGAUAAGUCAUUAAUUUUGUCAAAAUGUUAACUAAAAAAAAAAAAAAAAAAAAAUUGGGUAUGGUGCCAUACCCAUUUUACCCUCUGGCAGAAACCCUGUUAGGGUACAUAAUUUUACCCUAUAUACCCUCAGGCACAAACCCUGAUUCCUGUUACUAGUAUUAUGUGCACUCUUAACAGUACUUGAAUGUCUAUUUACUCUGUGAGAAUAAACACUAAGAAUACAGUACAUGAACCAACAAGAAAGUCAACUGAACAUGAGUGGUUAGCUAGAUGGUUUCCAGUCUGUAGCAUUCUGUGUGCGACUAGAAUAAAGUCUAAACGUGGCAGAAUGAAUGAACAAUAAAAUGUUGUUCCAAGAUUUCCUGGGUAAUCCUGGGAACAGUAUUUCAAAAUUGUAGGUAACAGGAAGUUGUUUUGGGUUGGGGGGUUUUACUAGGUAACUGAUUAUGUUAAAAUGUAUUAGCAAUGUUUGAAAUAAGCAGUUAAUCAUUUGUCUUAACAAUUGAAAAUCUGCUCAGACAAAUAAAAUGUACCGUGGUGGUUGUCCAGUGGACAAGUAAAAACUGUUCAAUGAAGUUUCCUUUUGAGCAAUGAAAAAAAUUGUCCUUGUACUUGAUUUAAAAACCCCCAUUUAUUUGGACAAGUGAAAAUAUUGUUGGAUAUGUAAAUUUCUAGAUGUAUUUGUCCUGUGGACUGGUGGAACAUUCUGCUUAUUUCUAUCACUGAUUAGUUUUGGUAAGCUGUAGGUUAACUAAUACAGACAUCAGCUGUUACCGAUUUGAAUACAGCGAAUUGGGAAACAUUUUGUUUCCAAAAUCAUGAUUAGCAGUAUUUCUAUAGUCCUUCUCACAGGAAAUAUCUUUUCUCAUACUAUGGAAUUUACUACAAGUAAUUUAUUUCUGAGCCGAUUCGUUUUUGAAAUUGCGCACAAAAGUAGGGCUUUUUAAUUUGUUCAUUAGCAAAACACUUGCUUUUCUUCUUACUUGAAACCAAACUGAUUUUUUUUUUUUUUAAACUUGGUAGGAGUAUGAAAUGUACUAGUCCGUUGCAAAUUGAUUAGCAACAACUGUUUGAUGUUUUAGACUUGGGUGACGAUAUCUAAAACUUGCUUAGUGAAUCGCGAUGCAAAACCAAACAAAAUGUUUCCUUUGAAUAGAAAAGCCCUUGAAAAAUUCCAUUUUAUGCAUGAACAUCGGUGAACAGAAUAGUGGUUCACGUGAAAUGUUGCCUUUUAAUGGUGUUCAUUUGGGGGUAAUUACCAGCUUUUAACAAACCAACCAUGUGUAGUUGGGUGACUGUAUUGUUGGAUUGUGUACUGUAUUCCAAUCCACGUAAAUGAGGUCAGGGUCUAUAAACAACUGAAAAACACAAAUACAUUAUAUACGAUGCAAUACGUGAACAAAUGCUAGUUGCAAAUUAAAUACAUAUACAUAUAUAUAUAUAUAUAUAUAUAUAUCGUUCAAUUUACAUUUUGCUAUAGGUCCAUUACUCGUAAAUGUUGCUAUUCAAUAGCCAAUUAAUCUUCUCUAGUGGUGAUGUUAAAAAAAAACAGAUUUUUAUUUUUUAGCUGUUCAAAUGGCUUUUUAUUUAUAAUUUUAGGUAUUUGAAAAAUCCCCACAAAACAGAUUUUUACUAAUUUUUACUAAUUUUAGUGAGUUGUGAUACAUCAAACGGGACUAUUUUUACUAUUUCACGAGUGGCUUUGAUUAGUGUAUAAAUUUCUCACUUGACUUUUUAGGUACCAUACAACUGGAUUUUAUCUCAAAUUGAUUUUAUUGACAUUUGUUUAGGUAUUUUGAAUAAUUUUAAUAGAUGCCAAAUGUAAUUGUUAAAUAUCCAUAUAUUAGUCAAUUCUGGUACACAACUAUUAGUGUGUUGUAUUUUUGGCUUUCAAAGUUUAUAACAAGAUUAAUAGCCAUUAAGGAUAAAACUAAAUUAUUGCACUACUAGCAGAUCAGCUUUGCAACAGCUUUUUAAAGGGGCAAUGUUGAAUAUUGUCAUGAAUUUCAACGACAGUUAUUAAUAGAAAGUAUGGCAGUUCUCAACAAAUAUUUCUUUGCUCUAAAUGAAAUCAAUGUAUUGGUAAGGCCUAAAAAACGUGUUUCAGGGAACAUGCCAAAAAAAAUUCAGGUGUGGGAGAUCAGCUCUUUUUGACAUUCACUCUUAUAGUUCCACUAAACAUUGUAUGCCUAGUUUUGCACAUAAACGUAAAUCUACGACCAAAUCACAAUUCUUAUCACUGCUAUAGUACAACAAAUAUAGUUAGUACACAUAUUUUAUUUCCAUUCAUCCUAAAAUGCUCCAUCUUCCAUAAUGAUGUACUUUUCUUCAUGAAAUAGAUGCCAAACACUUGUCAACUAUGCCCUGUAUAGUUGUUAAUUGCAGAUGUAACCUUACAAUGUUUUGCAAAAUUGGCCCCAGAAUUUUUUUAUGCAGCUUUUUCACCAGACCUUCAUAUUAAUAAUUCGAAUAAUAGGGACAGCACGUUUUCAUAGAUAGUUGUGUACUAGGAAACAAUUGUUUUUGGUUCUUUUAUGUUUAAUCAUUCAGGAAAUUGGGGGAACAAAUAUUUAAGAGAAUCGAGAAAGACAAAAUUAUGUCUGGAAAGAAAUAACUUUGGGUGGGGUUUUUUAAGAGCUAGUGGUAUUAAAACAAAUGGUAUAUUUUAUUUUCACUUGCUUCGAGACAAGAUGUCAUAAUGGGUUUUUAAGAGACAGAAGUAUAUAUACCCUUCUCUCUGGUUAUUUACCUCUUGGUUGUUCUAGUUUAAUUCCAUACACAUCUAAUAGCCGGUGAUUAAUAAAUCAAUGUGCUCUAUUGCAGGGUUCGAAACAACCUGUGGCCAGAUAGACAAAUGUGACCACUGUCACUUUUGGGCAACUUAAAUUUAAAAAAAUCAUGGCAUUAGUCACCCAAAUAAUAUGUGGGCAAUAUUCUUUAGAGCUAUAACAUAUGAGCCACUAUUAAUAUUAUUAUUCCACAUUAAAAUCUUGCCCGUGGUUCGCAUACCAUAAUUUGCCAACAUCCAUUAUUAAUAAUAUAUUUUGGGCCACCAUAUUUUUUGGCGAGUUUCGAGCCCUGCUAGUGGUGUGUGGAACAAAAAUAAACUUUAAAUUUAAAUCCAUAAUGCUCUAUAAUACAUACCUCCCCAGGACUAGUUCUGGCAUUCGCCAAUUGUGAAUUUCAAAAACAAUUGGCAAAUUGUAUUUUCAUUUGGCAAAAUAAUUUCAUGUAAUAAUGUAUAUAAUUUGUUACAAAAUAACUGGGUUUCUGCUAUUUCUGAAGUUUACAGACAUGAUUAUUUUCCGUUAUAAAACAGAUUUCCACUUUUUAAAAAUAUUCCAUUACCAAUUUUUAUUUUCCACUUGUUAUAAUUUUUAACAAGUGGCCAUAUCUCAGUCUGCAUUAACAUCGCUAUGUUUGAGUAAAAUCAGUUGGGUUUUUUUUGGGAAGGAUGCACAAUCAGGUCUGAGUUUAAUAGAUAAAAUGGCAAAAAAAAUUCUGCUGACUCAAAGCUAGUGCUGCUCCCCAUACUAUUUUAUUAGCAGGACAUUUUAUUUGGCCUGCUGUUUAAAAAAAUAAAUAACAGUAGGCCAUGUUAUACUUUCUACUGCAAUCCCUGAAUAAGUCCGGAAUGACAUACACUACAUUAUAAAUGUAUUUUCAGGGGUGCACAAAUGAAAAAUAUCUUGACUACUCUGCCUGACCAGUACCUGUGGGGGAAAACAAAGGUCUGCCUGAAAUUUCUACUAAGACUUGAAAAUUAUUUAACUGUGUGAACAUCUCCUGCAAUUGCCCACAGCAGUCGACAAUGCCAUUGAUAUUUAAAAUUUCUAUGACACUUUUUUUUUGUCUUAGAUUUUUUCCAGUUUUUGUUUUGGGAUUUAACUCGGGUGGUUAACAACUGAUCAACGGUCAUGGUAUGUGCUUUCCUGUCUGUGGAAAAGUGCAUAUAAAAGAUCCCUUGCUGCAUUAAGAAACAUGUAGCAGCUUUCCCUGAUGACCAAGUCAGAAUUACCAAAUGACUGACAUUCAAUAGCCAAUUAUUAAUUAAUCAAUGUGCUCUAGUGGUGUCAUUAAACGAAACAAAGUUUAUUCAGUUGGGUUUUUUCAAUGGCAUGUUUUUUGCCGUAGACAUUUGUUAUGUGUUGGGAUAAACAUUAAGUAUACAACUUACAUGACAAUAUAAAAUUCUUAGUGCAUCUUUUGUUCUCUUAAAAUUAAUACUAAUUUAAAAUAAAUAAAAUGUGUUUCCAGGAACCCGCCUGCUCCAUCUGAUUUUUUUCUGGCACAUUCCCAGAAACAUACAAUUUUUUUGAUUUUAUAAAAUACAAAGCAAAAUAACCACACUAAAAAUAAAUGCUUUAUUUGCUUAGUCAUGGUGGUUAUAUUACUUGCUUAUCUGUUAGAAUAUUUACUUGCAUUUGGCGAGCUGGUUAGUUUGUACUUUCAGCAGCUAAUAAUUUUCUUUGGUUAAAUAUAGAUCUAAAUUUUUAAUGUUUUACUAGUUGUAGAAAAUCAAACAACACUUUACUUUCUACUGAAUAUUUAUAUAUAUAUAUAUGUAAACUUAUUAAGAGGUAAUAUUCUUCUACAAUAAAACCUCUGUACACCAGAAUUGUCUCAAAAUUAAAUGUUUUUCCGUGGUCUCUUUUUAAAUAUCUACAGAUCACAACCUAUUUAAACUGGAUACCCUUCUACCUGAAUUGUCUACUUGGUCUCUUGGAUGUCCAUUUUUAGAGGUUUCACUGAAUAACCAUUGAAAAGAUCAGCAGGUUGAAUCAACCUUUGAAAUUCAAAACAGCAAAGGGCAGUGCUGUCGCAGAAAGCUGUUGCAGAAUUGAUUGGCUACAGCAGUUUUAUUAUUAUUGGGAAUUUAUUUUAUUGUACAAAAUCGCCUUUGCAAGACGGAACUAAAUUUAAAUGGGUCGAAUAUUGGAAAUGCAGACCCAGUAUUAAUUUUUAAAUAUAGUACAAUGGAAUUCAGUAUUGGCUGUUCAGUAAACACCAUCAAAAUGUGCUGGAUUUUAUGAAAGAAAAUGUUUUAAUCUUUCUGUGCUAUGAAAGUACAUAUAGGUGAUUAAUGUAUAACAAGGUGAUUAAUGUAUAACAAGGUGAUUAAUGUAUAACAAGAAAAAUAUCACUAAUAUUGCUUUCUGGUGAGAGCUAGAUCUGAGUCAGCAGAAAAUUUUGCUUAAUUAGCUUUUAAAAAAAAAGAAGAGCAAAACACAGUUUUUAUUUUUCAAAAAUAUAUCCAUCAUUACAAUUUUUGUUCAUAAAUUUUAUAACUGGCUACAGGCCAGAUAAUUUAUUUUUUAAAUCGUUACAAAUUUUUUUCUCAUGAAUUUCAUAAUUGGCAAGAGGAAGGGUUACAAUCCAGCUAUUUUAUUUUUUAAAUAUUAAUACUGAGUUACAUUUUAAUAACACUAUUUGUAUUUUCAGGUGCAAAGUAGCACAAUUUUUUUAUUAUUAUUUGUUUAAUUUGGGAAAUUUUAAUUCAGUGUGAAAUAUUUUAGGCUAUAUGCAGCUUUGUCAGUGUUCAAAAUAACUACCUUUCAAACAGUCCAUGAUUUCGAUCUAGCCAAUGAAAUAAAAAUUUACUUAGCAUACCCCCGCCCACUCCUCCACUCACAGAUGUAAAAAUGCAGGACAUUUUUCAAGAAAAGGAUGUAUGUAUGUUUAUGAUACAGCAGGAGUCGAAAUUGGCAGACAUUCCUGCUGGAUAUUUGGUCCAGUGAGCUGCAAAUUCUGCUGGCAAGAAUCUAAAUCUGCUGAACCAAAUAUGGUUGACUCAAAGUAAUCUGUGAAUAUAAACUUAAAAUAAUUGAUGGGCCGUACCGUAGUGAUGUUAACCAGCAAAAACUGAUCGGGACAGCAUUAUUUCAAGCCCUGUACAGGCUAUUCACACCAUCCAAACCCUACCCUCACCCAGUGCUGUCUUAUUUUUAGCAGGUCGUAUUUUACUUCCAAUUUCGAACCCUGAUCUUGCAUUAUACUUCUGUUAGUAUCAUUUGUGCUUUCAAUUUCAUGUUGUAAUUCAUUGAAAUAUGAUUUCAUUUGAGAUGUUAAGUACAUAUACAGUAGUAUCUGUAAGACCAAACCAAAAAAUACUUGUUUUCCAUUAUGGUAGGGGGAAAAUAGGAUAGGUAGGCAAGAUUAUUUUUAUAUAUGGAAAAUAGAUCACCACGGUAUCAGUGAUUGUUUGAUAAGCUUUAAAAAAAAAUAAUGAUAAAAAAUAAAUAAGAUAGUUUGCUGUAUAAAAAUAAGGAUCAAGUAACUGAAAACAGCCGAAUUUAUAGAGCCUGUUUAUAUCUUAAACACUUGUAAUUAUAUACAUUUACAAUGCUUAAACACUUGUAAUUAUAUACAUUUACAAUGCUUAAACACUUGUAAUUAUAUACAUUUACAAUGCUUAAACACUUACAUUUAAGAAAAACAGGCUUUGUAAAAGUGUCCCACAAUUCUGUUAUGUUAAGCCUGAUAGGAUAUUAUGUUACUUACACAUAAUUUAUCAUUUUUAAAGGCACUGGACCUAUUUUACAAGGUGAUAUAAAAUAUUGUGGCUUUUUUUUAAAACUAUUUAUGCUGCAGACACUACUACCUAGGCCUAAAAUAAAUUUGGGUUUCUGGGAAAUACUGGACAUUUUGUAGUUACAGGGUGGGAGUGGGGGUGGGGGGGGGGGGGGGGGUAGCUACAUGUACACAUACAAGUGUUACAUAAAUACAUGUAUAUGUACCCUUUUCACCUAAUUUUUUAUAAUUAUUUUUUAUUAAUAAAUCAGCACUAAAAUGGGUCGUCACGUUUUUCUAGGUACGGUCUGCUUCCUAGAAACACUUUUUCUCUCUUUUUUUUAUUAUAUUAUAGACCCUCGGUCACUAAAAUUGUUCAUUUAGUCCUUUUGCGUAGUAUUUUCACGCAAGAUAGAAUACUGAUAGAUACGGAAAUAAGUUUUUGUAGUUACUACGGUAAUGGCAAUUAUUCAUAUGACCCUGUUUUAUGUGUCCACUUUCCCUGCUUACCACGCCCUUUUUUAUGUUGUUAGGAUCAUAUUUCUAUGAUUUUGUAUAAAGUUUAUGUACACAUCUGGAACAUACAUGUAUGGAAUGGGAGAACAAAUAUAUAGGAAACGUUCACACAAGCCAUUUCAUCUACAGUUAGUGAAGGUCACAAGAAUUAUUAUUAACUGUUGUGUUUCAUUGCAGGUAAUUUAUAUACAUUUUAUGAACUUGUCAAUUUUUUUUUUUUUUUUUAUAAAUAAAAUUUGAAAUACAAA
Gigantopelta aegis is the source of this 10876-nucleotide messenger RNA. RefSeq names its product frizzled-2-like. The transcript has a single exon. Gene Ontology annotation, cellular component: plasma membrane. Lineage: Eukaryota; Metazoa; Mollusca; Gastropoda; Neomphalida; Peltospiridae. The record is from RefSeq and is a predicted model, not a curated record. Gene Ontology annotation, biological process: canonical Wnt signaling pathway; non-canonical Wnt signaling pathway. Gene Ontology annotation, molecular function: Wnt receptor activity; Wnt-protein binding. The coding region runs from base 206 to 1981 and encodes 591 amino acids.